Cynoglossus semilaevis (tongue sole) is the source of this 5269-nucleotide messenger RNA. It is a transcript of the gene iqgap3, whose product is annotated as IQ motif containing GTPase activating protein 3. Bases 103 to 5010 code for a protein of 1635 amino acids. Gene Ontology annotation, molecular function: calmodulin binding; GTPase activator activity; actin filament binding. The transcript is spliced from 38 exons. Gene Ontology annotation, biological process: mitotic actomyosin contractile ring assembly actin filament organization; regulation of GTPase activity. NCBI's taxonomy places the organism in Eukaryota, Metazoa, Chordata, Actinopteri, Pleuronectiformes, Cynoglossidae. The record is from RefSeq and is a predicted model, not a curated record. Gene Ontology annotation, cellular component: cell cortex.
UUUUUUACCGUGUAGUGGUUUUAGUAGCCAAUAAUACGGGAUUUUUUAAGGAUAAAACGCAGGUUUUCAUCGAGUGGAAGAGACAGUGAACCAGUAGAAAGGAUGGCGGACAGAGCUGCCGCUACAGAGAGCCGUUAUGAGCGUCUGACAGCAGAGCAGAUGGAUGAGCAGAGGAUCCAGAACGUGGCCUACCAGUAUCUGUGCAGACUGGAGGAGGCCAAGAGGUGGAUGGAGGCCUGUCUGGGGGAGGAGCUUCCUGCUCCUACUGAACUGGAGGAGGCGCUGAGGAACGGAGUCAUCCUGGCCAAACUGGGCCAGCGCUUCGCUCCAGAGGUCGUCCCACUGAAGAAGAUUUAUGACCCUGAUCAGCAGCGAUUUCAGGCCCUGGGUCUUCAGUUCAGACACACAGAUAACAUCAACCACUGGAGGAAGGCCAUGACUGUUCUGGGACUGCCAACAAUAUUUCAUCCAGAAACAACGGACAUUUACGACAAGAAGAACAUGCCCCGAGCCGUGUACUGUAUCCACGCUCUCAGCAUGUACCUGUACAGACUGGGCGUGGCCCCUCAGAUCCACGAUCUCUAUGGGAAAGUUAAAUUUACAGAGGAGGAGAUCAACAACAUGCAGAGGGCAUUGGAUCAGUAUGGUAUCCAGAUGCCAGCCUUCAACAAGAUUGGAGGACUCCUGGCCAAUGAGCUGUCAGUUGAUGAAGCUGCAGUCCAUGCAGCUGUAAUUGCCAUUAAUGAGGCAGUGGACAGAGGGGACGUGGACGUAACUGCAGUGGCACUCAGGAAUCCAAAUGCCAUGCUGAAACACCUACAGGAGGCGCUGGUGAGCGUCUAUCAGGAGAUGCUGUGUCAAGCAAAGAGGAAGAAGUGUGAUCGCGCUGCACGCAGGUGUGAAGGAUCUGAUGACAUUUAUGAAGAGUUUCUGACACAGAAAGAGAUUCAGGAAAACAUCAACAUCGUUAAUGUUCGCUCAGCUGUGGAGCAAGUGGACGAGGCUCUGGACGAGGCAGACGAGCUGGCUCUGCUCUCUGUGCUGCAGCUGCCGUGUUUGGCCCUUAAGGGGCUCCGCACUGAAAAUGGCCCCUGGUACCUGGACCAGCUGUCACUGGAUCGACAGCAGAAGGCACUGGACGUGGGCUGCGUUGAUCCUCUGAACCCCACAGAGCUGCAGGAAGGAGUGACCGCCGCCAACGAGGAGGCCAGGAAAGCUAGCAGCAUGCAGGCAGCUGUGCAGAGUGUGAAUGCUGCCCUGCGUAGUGGUGACCCCAGACAGACAGUGAGCCGUCUGAUGAACCCUGACCUCCAGCUGCCUCCAGUGUUUCCUUCUGCCGCUGCUCUGUAUCACAGAGAACUGGGACUUCUGCAGAGACGGGCUGCUCAGGGGGAGCUGCAGCAGGAGGAGCUGUUUGUCGCAGUAGAGAUGCUCUCAGCUGUGGCUCUCAUCAAUGAGGCCAUGGUGAAAGGAAACCGGCAGCAGUUCUGCUCCUCAUUGGUCAGUUCGUCCGCGGGACUGUCCGAUGUGGACUACACUCUAAUGGACAGGUACUUCCAGUGUCUGGUUGACGUAAAGAAUCAGCAGCGCUCAGAUCUUCUGACCUGGAAUCAGCUGCAGGAGGGAAUCAACGAGGUCAACAGCUCGAUGCAGGAGGAACAUCAGCAGCUGGAAGCCGUGCGGCUCAUCAGUGAGGCAGCUUUCAUAGGAAACUGUGAGCAGCUGCUUUCUGCUCUGCUCGCGCCCUCUUGUGGUGUGGAGGAGGUCCUGCCUGAAAACAUCAGUCGUUACUUGAUGCUGCUCCGCAAGGCUCAGAUGAACAGAGUGGGCGGAGCUUCACUGUGGUUGACCGAUAUCCAGGAAGAAGUAAGGAGAGCCAAUCAGCAACGUCAGAAAGCUCUGAAGUUGUGUCUGGCAGUGGCGGCGGUGAACCAGGCAGUGAAGGAGAACAGAGCCAAUCAGACGCUGCGUGUUCUGUCCCUACCUGAGCUUCAGCUGCAGAGACUGGUGUCGGACUGCGCUAACGAUUACCAGAGGCAGCUGAGCAGUGAGGUCACACAGAGGCGGCGAGCAGGAGACAACAGGAGUCCCUGGGUUAGGGUUCGCCUAGAGGACGACUCCUACUUUUACUUCCACCUGAGUAAACUGGAGGGGACAUGGGACAAACCCUCGGACUUCAUUCAAAACAAUGUCUUCGUCAACAGAGAGGACGUCCAGGAAGUGGUCAGCAGUGUGUGGAGUUCACACAAUCGCAGCGCCCUCUGGAGGAGCAAUGAAGCCCUGAUCGUUGGUCUGCAAGCGGCGUGUCGAGGGUUCCUGGUCAGGCAGGGGGUGGAGGCUCGACGACGGUUCCUGAUCCGUCAGACACCUGCUGUGGUUGUACCUCAGGCUCAUUGGAGGAGGUUUGUCCAGCAGAGGGCGUACAGACAGAGACUUCAGUUCCUCUACUUAAACUGGAGAGCUGUGGUGAAGAUUCAGUCCAUGGUGAAGAUGUGGUUGGCGAGAAGGAGGUACAGAGCUCGACUGAACUUCUUCAAACGAAACGUGGGCGCUAUUAUAAAGAUCCAGGCCUUCUUCAGAGCCAGCAGAGCUCGGGAUCAGUACAGGAUGUUAGUGCACGCUGACACCCCCCCGUUGUCUGUGGUGAGGAAGUUUCUCCAUCUCCUGGACAUGGGUGAUAGUGACAUCAGAGAGGAGGCGGAGCUCCUGAAGAUGAGGGAGGAGGUGGUGAGGGGCAUCCGCUUUAACCGACAACUGGAGUCCGACCUAGACCUGAUGGACCUGAAGAUCGGUCUGCUGGUCCGCAACCGGGCCACGUUGCAGGAAGUGGUCUCUCACUGUAAGAAACUGACCAAGAAGAACAAGGAGCAGCUCUCGGACAUGAUGGACAUUCAGAAGAACAAAGGUCUGAAAGCUCUGAGUCGAGACAAGAGGGAGAAGCUGGAGGGUUACCAACAUCUGUUCUACCUGCUGCAGACUCAGCCUCUCUACCUGGCUCAGCUCCUGUUCCUCCUCCCUCCGUCUGGCUCCGCCUCCUUCAUGGAGACGUUGGUGUUCAGUUUGUUCAACUACGGUUCAGACAGAAGAGACGCUUUCCUGCUGCUGCAGCUGUUCACUGCGGCGCUGCGCUACGAGAUCCGCCUGAAGGUGGAGCAGCCUAAGGAUGUGGUGACAGGAAACCCCGUGGUCAUCAAGAUGCUGGUGAACUUUUAUCGUCAUGCCGGCGGCGAUGGCGCUUUGCGACACAUCCUGGCUCCAGCGCUGCAGGACGUCCUCCAGGAUUCCAGUGUUAGCAUCAAAACCGAUCCUGUGGAGGUUUACAAGACCUGGAUCAACCAGAGCGAGAGCCGGACCGGACUAAAGAGCUGUCUGCCCUACGACGUCUCAGCCGAGGAGGCUCUGUCUCACCCAGAGGUUCAGAGACGAGUGGACAUCGCCAUCAUCAACCUGAAGAAUAUGACAGAGAGAGUUUUCAAAGCCAUCAUCUCCAACCUCAGCAAACUGCCGUACGGACUUCGUUACACAGCCAAAGUUCUCAGAGACGCCCUGAAAGCAAAGUUUCCUCGCGCCAGGGAGGAUGAACUCUACAAGAUUGUAGGGAACCUGGUCUAUUAUCGCUACAUGAACCCGGCCGUGGUGGCGCCUGACGGGUUCGACGUGUUGGAGCGUUCUGCCGGUUCCGCCCUGCAGCCAGACGUGCGCCACCUCCUGGGCACCAUUGCACGCAUGCUGCAGCACGCCGCCGCCAACAAACACUUCCACGGAGACGGCGGUCACAUCAGAGCGCUGAACGAGUACAUCAGCCAGAUGCAUGGAAAGUUCAGGAGGUUCCUGGUGAGCGUGUGCGACGUACCAGAGCCUGACGAGCGCUUCAGUAUGGACGAGUUCUCUGAACUUCUUAAUGUCACCAGACCCGUGAUCUACGUCUCCGUCAGUGAACUCAUAAACACACACAAGUUGUUGCUGGAACAUCAGGAGACCUUAUGUCCAGACUCCUCUGACCCACUCAGACUGCUGCUCCAGGACCUGGGAUCAGUCCCCACCCUGCAGGAUCUAACUGGAGAGACAUGUUCAUCACCUGUGGAUCAUGGACCAGAGUCUGCACUCACACAUGAAAUCUCUCUAACUCUCACAAACAAGUUUGACAUCUUUAAUGACGAUGUGGACAAACCAGACGCCAGAGGUCUGCUGCUCAGUACGAAGCAGCUGAUUGUAGACGUCAUCAGGACUCAGCCAGGAGACUGCCUGAGUCAUAUCCUGAGGACCACACCCUCACACCACCAGGAAGCGUGCCAUGACUGGCUGGUUCAGCGGCGAACUCAGCAGGACGCCCGGACUCCUGACAAGCUGAAGAGAAACCAGUCCCUGAUCGCCAACGGGAAACUGAGUCUGGAGGAGAAGAAGCGGAAGAUUCUGAGGAACCUGCGUCGUCUGGAGGGACUCGGAGUUCUGAGACAAGAUGAAAGUGAAAGGCAAAUCUUGCAGAUGCUUGCUAAGGACAUCCGCCAGCAGCGUCUGAGGCGUCAGCGGAGAGGGGCGGAGCUAGUGAAGCUGCGUCAGACGCUGAGCAGCCUGCAGACCAAGAGCCGUUUCCACAGCGAACAAGUGGACUAUUAUAGACAUUACAUCACUUCCUGUCUGGACAACCUGACUAAAAACAGUAAAUCAACCAAUAAGAAGACAGCAGAAAGCAAAGGGAAGAAGAAGGUUCCUGCUCUCAGCUACAGCGCCACCCGGCUGCAAGAGAAGGGAGUUCUGAUAGAGAUCCAGGACUUGCCAAGUACACAGUUUAAAAAUGUGGUCUUUGACAUCGUUCCUGGUCCUGAAAAAGGAAGCUUCAGAGUGAAAACCCGUUUUCUCGGUGUUGAGAUGGAAGAGUUCCUGCUUCAGUACCAGGAUCUGCUGCAGCUUCAGUACGACGGCGUGGCUGUGAUGAAAAUGUUCGACAAAGCCAAGAUCAACGUCAACCUGCUCAUAUUUCUGCUCAACAAGAAAUUCUUCAAGAAGUGAACAGAGUGACACAUCUCGGUUCACUCUGCUAUCACCAAUAUUACUUUAACACAGUUUUUGAUUUUAAAAUGCCACAGUAUGGCCCACAGUAAAACAGCUAUACACGCUACUAACUUCCUUAAAAAACCUAUAAAGAUACAAUACCUGCAGUAUUUUUAAUUUGAUAUUGAGUGGAACAUCUCUUUUUUAUAUAUAUAUCUGUUGCAUUUUCUCACAUAGAAAUGUGUGGCAGUGUGAUGCUUGCUUUGUUCUCUCUUUU